AGGAGCGAGAUUGAGAGAAAGACAAAGAUUCAUAAAACAAACAGAUUUUCAGAGGACCAGAAAGUUCUUAGGAUAUAUAACAUUGGCUGUCAAGGCUUUGAGGAUGGGAAGCUUUCGGAAAGCAGUUCUUUUCUGCAGUUUCCAAGUACUUGUUGCUGUUGUCUGGGCUCAACAGACUGAGGUCACAUUCAAUCAGAAUGAUGAAAAUGAUCCGAACGCACUUGCUGAAGCCCCUCCAGACUGUCGGGAAGAGACAUACCCUUGCACCCGGAUGUACUCUGUCCACCGCCCCAUUAAGAGGUGUAUUCACUCUCUCUGUCUCUACAGCAUUCCACGAGUCUACGUGAUCAACAAGGAGAUCUGUGUGAGAACAGUCUGUCAACAGGAAGAGAUACUUAAAGCGGAACUUUGCAGAGAGAAAUCCGGAUGGCCCAAACGGCUUCAGAGGUCAACCAAAAAACGCUGUCGCCUUGGAAACCCCAAAACCUGGAAAAACAGCAACUGAAGC
Megalops cyprinoides (Indo-Pacific tarpon) is the source of this 508-nucleotide messenger RNA. It is a transcript of the gene mfap5, whose product is annotated as microfibril associated protein 5. The transcript is spliced from 7 exons. Gene Ontology annotation, biological process: embryonic eye morphogenesis. Bases 104 to 505 code for a protein of 133 amino acids. NCBI's taxonomy places the organism in Eukaryota, Metazoa, Chordata, Actinopteri, Elopiformes, Megalopidae. The record is from RefSeq and is a predicted model, not a curated record. Gene Ontology annotation, cellular component: microfibril.